Messenger RNA from Armigeres subalbatus, 1008 nucleotides. RefSeq lists its product as uncharacterized. Gene Ontology annotation, molecular function: nucleic acid binding. The record is from RefSeq and is a predicted model, not a curated record. The coding region runs from base 1 to 1008 and encodes 335 amino acids. Gene Ontology annotation, biological process: DNA integration. The transcript has a single exon. NCBI's taxonomy places the organism in Eukaryota, Metazoa, Arthropoda, Insecta, Diptera, Culicidae.
AUGGCUCCGCUACCGAAGGUACGUCUCACCCCGUUUAUUCGUCCCUUUACGUACGUUGGCGUAGACUACUUUGGUCCAAUACUCGUGAAGCAAGGUCGGAGCAACACCAAAAGAUGGAUCGCGCUGUUCACUUGCCUGAGCAUUCGUGCAGUGCAUAUGGAAGUAGUGCACACCCUCUCGACGGAGUCAUGCAUAUUGGCGAUACGCAGAUUCGUUACGAGACGUGGAGCGCCAGCAGAGAUAUUCAGCGAUAAUGGGACAAACUUUCACGGAGCCAACAAUGAACUGAGAAAACAAAUAGAAAAACGUGAUCAAAGGUUAGCAGAAGUUUUCACCAAUGGCAAUACAAAAUGGUCGUUCAACCCUCCAGGCGCUCCUCACAUGGGUGGGGCGUGGGAACGCAUGGUUCGCUCAGUAAAACUAGCCAUAGGUGGAUUUCUCGAAUCUACCAGAAAGCCUGAUGAUGAGACUCUAGAAACCGUAAUAAUUGAAGCAGAAGGAAUAAUAAAUUCACGACCAUUGACAUACAUCCCACUGGAGUCAGCAAAUCAAGAGUCCCUCACGCCGAACCAUUUCUUGCUCGGAAGUUCCAGUGGCGUUAAGCUAUUACCGGUGUUACCAAUAGAAUAUCGAGCGACUCUACGGAGUAGCUGGAAACUGGCACAGCAUAUGGCUGACGGCUUCUGGAGAAGAUGGCUGAAAGAGUACUUGCCGGUCAUAUCGCGACAAUCCAAAUGGUUCGACGAUGUAAGGGAAAUUGCUAUUGGGGACUUGGUACUCGUAGUAAAUGGUGCGGUGCGGAAUCAAUGGACACGUGGACGAAUUGAGAAGGUAAUCCCGGGUGCAGAUGGCAAGAUUCGUCAAGCAUGGGUACGAACUGCGGGAGGACUGUACCGCCGACCGGCGGUGAAAUUAGCGCUCCUUGACGUCAUAGGACAUGAUGAACCAGGACCAGAGAAUGCAAGUCGUUCACGGGAGGGGGAAUGUGACGGCAAGAAACGCCAAUAA